UCAAGGUGAUACAAUCAGCCUGCAGAGCCCUAAGCGGAUCGUUACCCUCUCAAGUAAAAACAGCGUUGACUUUUACUCAUUUUUAGUAGUAAGCUCCUGUGCUGAGACAGUAUAUUUUCUGCAGCAAAUCUCUGAGGAAUGAUGUAAUUUUUCAGGCAAGAUGUUUUUCCCCAAGGAGAAGUGGUUUUUGAAGCCACUUUUUUGAACAGCGGCAAAUCCCACUCCCCCCAACUUUUAAGCAGCUCUUGGGUUCCCCCAGAAACCCACAGUCACUGACUCCAUCUCUCAUAGUCCCUCGACGACCCUCUUCUCUCCAACAGAGUCAGACAGGCAGGCAGACCUCCACCGACCCGAGUACAGACACAAUGGAUUGGUCGUCGUCCUCCACCUCCAGCCUGAUGGCCAGCAGCAACGUGACCAACAAGACCGACCCCCGCUCCCUCAAUUCCCGCGUCUUCAUCGGCAACCUCAACACCCUGCUGGUCACCAAGGCCGACGUGGAGGCCAUCUUCUCCAAGUACGGCAAGAUCGUCGGCUGCUCCGUCCACAAGGGCUACGCCUUUGUCCAGUACUCCAAUGAGAGGAACGCCCGGGCCGCCGUGGCCAGCGAGGACGGCCGCAUGAUCGUGGGACAGGUCCUAGAUAUCAACCUGGCAGGAGAGCCGAAGCCUCACAGAUCCAAGACUGUGAAGCGUUCGGCGGGAGACAUGUACAGUUCGUCUUUCGAUUUGGACUAUGACUUUCAAAGAGAUUACUAUGAUAGGAUGUACUCCUACCAGUCCCGGGUGCCUCCUCCUCCUCCGCCGCUGUCCCGCGCCGUCAUCCCCUCAAAGCGCCCCAGGGUCAGUCUGAGCGGCGGAGGGAGCCGACGAACCAAAGCCAGCUUCUCCUCCUCCUCCAAAAGCAGCCAGAGGAACUCACGUACGAGUAAGUCCCAUAUUGUCAUGUACAAAUAUGCCCCCCCCCCCAAUCCCCCAUACUGCGUUCUCUGUCAGCGUUCUCAUGUCUUGUUCCUGUCUUGUCUCAUGUCUGUUCCUGUCUCCACAGUGAAGGUAGACGAUCUGCAGACCAUCAAGAGAGAGCUCACACAGAUCAAACACAAGGUGGACUACCUGCUGGAGAGCUUGGAGCGCAUGGAGAAGGACCACGGCAAGAAGUCCGACAUGAAGAGCUCCAAACCAGAGCCCGGUGAAGUGUCCCCGCUCCACUCAUCUACCUCCAGCAAGAAGGAGGACAGCCUGAAACGGGACAGAGAGAGCCAGGAGCUGAACGACUCCGAGGACGAGGGAGAUCUGCUGGAGGACGAAAAUGAGAUGAAAAGCAGAGGGAGACACGAGGAUGAGGAGGAAGGCGAGCAGGAGGAAGGAGAGGACGACGGUGAUAGCGCCAACGGAGACGAGUCAUAAACACUACACAGGCAGGCUGACACACAUGCACAAAACUAUUGUGUGUGAUUGUGUUUCCACAUCAGACUUGUACACAAUGGUCAAUGUGCUCAUAUCUGCUGAAUUGACUGGACAUUUAUAUACAGUGUAUUGUAGACAUUUCCCUCUGUCGCAUAGAUUCACAAAAUCAUAACUAUGUCAAGUUGUUUCCGGAUUUAGUAAAUAACUUUUCUUUACUUUUUUUCUUCUGUUUUAUUUUAUUUGAAUUUUAACAUUUAACAUUUUCUGACACUGGAUAAAAACAAACUCUGAUGUGUUACAUUUAGACAAAAUGUCAGUUCAGUUAACCUGUUUUACAUUUCCAGUAUAAACAAAUUGAAACAAUGUAAACCAAGCCCGUAUCAUUUAUUGAUUUUAGAUUAAUGUGUUGAAUUGUUACCAAAAACUGAACAAACUAUCAUUUGGCAGAAGCUGAUAUUUAAACAAAACUGGAAAAAAAAAAAUUGCUCAGGUGCAACGGUUUGAUCAAAGCUCCGUCUUGAAAAAAAUGUCAAAUAUAUUCCCGAUCCAGCUGCUGUACAGCUGCCUCCUAACCAGCAGAUGGCAGUGUGUCAUAACAACUGUCCACACAAAAGAACAUAAUAACUUAUUUCUGUCCUUCACAGAAAAUCCUCACCCUCUGCUUGUCAGAUAACACGAGCAUGUUGAAAAUUUCAUGUCGGACUGCACAAAUGCUCCGACAGAAACCCUCAUUACUCUGAAAAUAGUUUUGUUUGUUGCAGAGGUGUUACGACCUUAAUCGACCUUGACUUGUGUAAUGCAGUGCUACUCCAUGUUUGUCUGUUUCUGUUGAUGUUCUGUUUGUCAUUCAGCUGCACUGGUGAAAGUGAAUAAACAUAUUUUCCAAGUUG
Seriola dumerili (greater amberjack) is the source of this 2296-nucleotide messenger RNA. It is a transcript of the gene hnrnpcb, whose product is annotated as heterogeneous nuclear ribonucleoprotein C-like. The record is from RefSeq and is a predicted model, not a curated record. Bases 366 to 1406 code for a protein of 346 amino acids. NCBI's taxonomy places the organism in Eukaryota, Metazoa, Chordata, Actinopteri, Carangiformes, Carangidae. The transcript is spliced from 10 exons. Gene Ontology annotation, cellular component: nucleus. Gene Ontology annotation, molecular function: RNA binding.